AUGCGUCAAAUGUCGCAAGGCCUAUCCAUCAGCCGGCUGGCAGCUAAUGGGCUAACUACGUCAGUGAGAGUGAACAUCGGAAGGCCAUUCUUGAGCAGCGGAGUGGACUACUGCGGGCCGUUCCAGGUGAGAGACAGAAUUCGUCGGAACGCAAAGUCAUACAAGGCUUAUGUAGCUAUAUUUGUGUGCAUGAGCACGAAGGCAGUGCACAUCGAAUUGGUGGAGGAUCUAACGGCAGAAUCCUUCAUAGCCGCGUUAAAAAGAUUCGUCUCACGUCGAGGAAGAGCAAGAGAUCUAUACUCGGACAACGGAAAAAACUUCGUAGGAGCGGAACGAAUGUUACGGGAAAUCCUGAGCACGGAAGAAUUCAAAAAAUCGAUACAAGAAUAUACAACGUCCGAACAAAUUAACUGGCAUUUCAUCCCAGCCAGGUCACCUCAUUGCGGAGGCAUCUGGGAAGCAGUGGUUCGAUCUAUGAAACUGCAUUUAAAAAGAACAGUAGGCGAAGCAUGCCUCACAAUGGCAGAGAUGAGUAUCAUCCUGACUCAAGUGGAAGCUAUACUCAAUUCAAGACCCUUAACUGCAAUAUCGGACGAUGUCAAUGAUAUGAAGGCAUUGACUCCAAGCCAUUUUUUAAUAGGGGAAAGUCUACAAAGUUAUCCUGAACCAAAUGUAAAGGAAAUACCAGUCAACAGAUUAAGAAGAUGGCAACAUGUUGAACAAAUUCGACAACAUUUCUGGUCCCGGUGGCAGAAAGAAUACCUCGUUACCUGUCAGGAGAGAAAUAAGUGGCGAACAGAAGCCGAGAGAACAUUCAAGGUGGGCCAAUUGGUAAUGUUAAAGGAGGAUCAAAGUAUGCCACUGAAAUGGACGAUGGCGAGGAUUGAAGAAGUUCAUCCAGGAACAAAUGGGGUGAUCAGAGUCGUCACGGUACGCACCGAAAAGGGCACCUACAAAAGGGCCGUUGUAAAUAUUGCACCUCUACUUGAUUAA
Messenger RNA from Solenopsis invicta (red fire ant), 993 nucleotides. RefSeq lists its product as uncharacterized. The record is from RefSeq and is a predicted model, not a curated record. The transcript has a single exon. Gene Ontology annotation, biological process: DNA integration. Gene Ontology annotation, molecular function: nucleic acid binding. Lineage: Eukaryota; Metazoa; Arthropoda; Insecta; Hymenoptera; Formicidae. Bases 1 to 993 code for a protein of 330 amino acids.